CUUUGAGGUUAUUUCCUCAUUGUCGGAGCAUGUAGGUACAAAGCGUAUUCUUCGGCCUAUAAAGGAUCUCCAACAAUGCAUUCCUUGCUUUCUUCGCUGCGACCCUUCCCCACUCCUCUUGCGGAUCCAGAUUCCUGUCCAUUCCAUUGUUCAACGGUCAUUAACAUUGUCCAUUGUCCAUGACUACUGCUACACUCACGUACAAUGCCGAUGCGCACAUUCGGCAGUCGCCAUCAAUAACCUUUGCCACUCCAUCAAUAUUGACACAAGUACAUCUUGAAACGGAUCCACGUUUCGCGUUCGCGCGCGUAAAGGGAGAUAUAUGUCUAGUCCAACUGCAUCCAAUCCAAUCCGAGACAUCACGAGAAUCUCUAGGGGUUAUCGUCUUUCGACACGAAUUUGUGUCCAUCUUUCGGUAUUCGCAUGACCUACGCGUAUCCCCCGAGGACAUUCGUGUUCUUGAGCUUCUUGAUGAAGACCGGAUACGCUAUGAGGAGGACAACGGGACUGUCUUCCUGGCAAAGGAUCUUAUGGCUCAACUUCGGAGGAUGAUUGAUGCAAGUAAUAUGGUUAGGUUGCAGAGGGGAAGACAAGGGCACAGGAGGAGGUCAAAUUAGGUGGUCACAGGCGACAAGAGAUUCAAUAUUCAUGGUUUGAACACUUCCGGUAGCAUGUAUUAUACGUAAGUACUUUCAUAUUUAUGGGCUGGCUAGCAAUUCGUUUGUAUACCCUAUGUAGCAUCAUGGCAAUUGUAUUCACAUCGGUAACGAACGUUUGGCUUGACUUGAUAAGUUCAUUAAUGUAGUUCAGCUUGAUCUUCCAAUAUUACAAAGCCCUCCUGACGCCACAGCACGGCCGUGUUUGUGCAUCGUCAGUCCCAC
This is a messenger RNA of Suillus subalutaceus, 881 nucleotides long. RefSeq lists its product as uncharacterized. The transcript has 2 exons. The record is from RefSeq and is a predicted model, not a curated record. Bases 180 to 617 code for a protein of 145 amino acids. Lineage: Eukaryota; Fungi; Basidiomycota; Agaricomycetes; Boletales; Suillaceae.